AUGGGAUAGAGCGUAAAGUGUUGUAAUAAGUAAGAAGACAGUCUAUCAGAAAAUUAUUCAAAGCAGAUCUAAGCUGAUUAUUUUGGUCCUGAAUAUGUUCAUUAAUACUAAAUAUAGACAAAAUUCAUAACUCAUUUUUAAGCAUAAGGUCAUGAAGAGAAACAAGUACGAAAGGAAUCUCAAACACUCUCCUCUCCAAAUCAUGCAGAUUUAAAAUUAGGUUUAAGCCCGUUUUAGAACAACGAUGAAUAUUUCACUAAUGCUAAUUAAAUUCUUGAUUCAUUUUUUAAUGUUGAUUCUAAUAAUGUCAACUCAUCAUAUGAAAAUUCAAUAAGUGCUAAUAAAAGUAUACUCAAAAAAAAGGAUUAACAAAUAUGUAAACAUAUAAAAAGUGUGAAAUUUAAAGAUACUGGUUCGAAAAUAUCAUUUAGUAUCUCUCAACAAAAGGAAUUAGGUCAAUUAUUAAAGAGAGAGCACAAAUGA
Messenger RNA from Paramecium octaurelia, 483 nucleotides. Lineage: Eukaryota; Ciliophora; Oligohymenophorea; Peniculida; Parameciidae. The record is from the annotation of a GenBank genome assembly.